AUUUGGGAAGGAUGGGAAGAAAGAAAGUAGGGUGAUUUGAGAGAUGACAUCAUUCCUCAUUUGAAUAAAUCUCAGCCGGGGUAGUGAUUGGUUGUGAGCUGGAGAAAGUCGAGUUACUUGGCUAUUCAUCCCUUUCAAUUUCACCCCCGCGCGCAAUGCCGUGGUAAAACCCUCUCCGCCUGUCCAUCCGUCCCGGCCAGUAGAGAUUGUCUGCGUGGACUGCAAAUCGCUUUUCCUUUCUUUGGAAGGGACGUGCAUCACUUCUGAAAUCGGCGGUCGACAGAAGUUUCUUGGUAAUCUGGCUGCUGUACUUUGGCCUGUUUUUCAUCUCGUUCGGUUUCAUUUUCCAAUUUGUUACACUUUGUAUUCGAGGAUUCUGAAAGGAGUCGGAGGAUAUUGUCAAACACUGGGCGUAGCUGGAGAUCAAGCUAUAGCUAGCAACACUGCGUUGGCUGCAGCCCACAUCCUCUAGCCGUUUAGCAGCCGACAGCUUCUGAUAUCCCACUCCAAUGAACAAAGUAUAUCUAACACACUACCAUCUGUGGAGAAUCAGCUUGAGAUGUUUUACACAGACUCCACCAUCACCUGAGUGCAGUCACCAUCUUCAGUCUCAAGCUCUCCAGCCCUCCUCUGCAGAGACGGACAGCCAGGACUGAGGGGAGAUGAAACCGGAUGGGGUUGCCACAGCAGCGAUGGAGCCAAUGGAAGCACUGGACGCCGAUCAGGUAAACGAGCCAGUUGCGAUGGGAGAGGAGCCUAACCAGGCUGCGCCGGCACCUCAGCCAGAGGGAAUUAGUCAGCAGGGAGAGAUGGGGCAGGGCGAGCCUCAUCCAGAGCCAGCCCAGGUGGCCCCCACCAAGACGGGGAACAGCAAGGCUGCAGCAGACCCAAAAGCCAAGACCAAGGCCCCCGCUGCUAAGACAAAGCCUGGGACCACCACCACAAUUAAGCCCACGACCGGACCAGGGUCUCGACCCAACACCGCCCAGAGCCGACUGACCAAUGGGGUUUCCAAGCCACAUGCCAACGGAGUGGCCAAGAAGACCACCACUGGUGCCCAAGAGAAGACCACGCCCAAGAGGCCCGUAGGCACAGCCGUUGCUCCUACCACUAAGACCACCGCCAAGGUUGGUGAGAAAAAGCCAGCGGGCACCACCCGCCCUACCUCGGCUCCUGCUGCCACCAACGGGGUGAAGGCCACCACAGGAACAGCAGCAAAGAAGAUACCUGCGGCGCCAACUAAUGGUGUCAAAGCCACCACCACCGCUGCUAAGAAGCCCACAGCUCCCCGGCCUGUCUCUGCAGCUACCACCAAGCCCAGCACUGCCGCCGCCCCCAAGCCUGAUAGGCCUCCUGUUUCCAAGACAACCAGGCCUACCACUGCUGCUCCAGGAUCUCGCCCUGCCUCUGCUGCAGCCAGGCCAGCCACAGCCAGCACAGCCAAGAGCUCCACAUCCACAGCCAAGCCUGGCACCCCCACGGCUAAAACCACCUCCACCACUCCCAGACCAGCUUCUGCCAAAGCCGUCUCUACAACACCCUCAGCUGGACGGACCCCGACAUCACAGCCCUCAAAAACUCCCAUCAAGAAAGAUGUUACCAAAUCAGCCACCAAGAAGCCUGCAGCGGCUCCUCUCACUCGUACCUCACCAGCCAAGACCACCAAACCUGAGACUCCCAAAUCAGCCUCCGCAUCCAAGCCAGACUCCACCCCCAAGAAGCUGGCUGCCAGCAGCAAAGCCGCAGACACCAAGAAGACUCCAAGCAAGCCCACGCCUUCAAAGGAUGUCAGUGCUGGCCCCAAGACUCCUAGUACCAAGCCAGCAGGGAAGGCUUCCACCCCUAAGAAGACUGUGGGCAGCAACACCCCCAUGGCAGUAAAGCGUGGCCCCAAACCCACAACGGCGGCAGAGCCUGCGACUGAAACUGGUGAGACCCAGGACGCCGCUGUUGCUGCUGCCAUAGCUGCAGCUUCCUCGGCUGCUUUAUUCUCCAUGGCAACCUCGGAAGAAGCAGUGGUGGCUGCAGUCCCAGAGGAGAAGGAGACUGUGCCCCCUCAGGCCAGCCAGCCAAAGGAGACCCCAGAGGCUUUUAUCUCUCAGCUGUCAGCUCAGCUGGACCUGGUCCCCCUGGAAGAGCCAGCAGACACAGUGUCUCCCCUGGGCACCACGGUCAUGUCUCCUCCAUGCUCCCCCACCGGGCCCAUCUCCCCGGUCAGGGAGCCUCAGAAUGCCUCUGCUCUGCUGGACAUGCACGUCCAGCCAGAACCCAGGUCCCAGAGCCAGUCUGCCAUGUCUCCACAGAGCCCGGUCCAGGAGGAGGUGAUUUUCCAGCCAGACUCCUGCGCCCAGAACCAGUCUGCCAUGUCUCCACAGAGCCCGGUCCAGGAGGAGGUGAAGGUCCAGCCAGACUCCUCGGCCCAGAACCAGUCUGCCAUGUCUCCACAGAGCCCAGUCCAGGAGGAGGUGAAGGUCCAGCCAGACACCUGGGCCCAGAACCAGUCUGCCAUGUCUCCACAGAGCCCAUUCCAGGAGGAGGUGAUUUUCCAGCCAGACUCCUGGGCCCAGAACCAGUCUGCCACGUCUCCACAGAGCCCGGUCCAGGAGGAGGUGAUUUUCCAGCCAGACUCCUGCGCCCAGAACCAGUCUGCCAUGUCUCCACAGAGCCCGGUCCAGGAGGAGGUGAAGGUCCAGCCAGACUCCUCGGCCCAGAACCAGUCUGCCAUGUCUCCACAGAGCCCAGUCCAGGAGGAGGUGAAGGUCCAGCCAGACACCUGGGCCCAGAACCAGUCUGCCAUGUCUCCACAGAGCCCAUUCCAGGAGGAGGUGAAGGUCCAACCAGACUCCUGGGCCCAGAACCAGUCUGCCAUGUCUCCACAGAGCCCUGUCCAGGAGGAGGUGAAGGUCCAGCCAGACUCCUGGGCCCAGAACCAGUCUGCCAUGUCUCCACAGAGCCCUGUCCAGGAGGAGGUGAAGGUCCAGCCAGACUCCUGGGCCCAGAACCAGUCUGCCAUGUCUCCACAGAGCCCUGUCCAGGAGGAGGUGAAGGUCCAGCCAGACUCCUGGGCCCAGAACCAGUCUGCCAUGUCUCCACAGAGCCCGGUCCAGGAGGAGGUGAAGGUCCAGCCAGACUCCUGGGCCCAGAACCAGUCUGCCAUGUCUCCACAGAGCCUGGUCCAGGAGGAGGUGAAGGUCCAGCCAGAUGAGCAGCAGGAGGACCUCCUCAUGCCCUCCUCUUCAGCCCCUCCUGCGUUCAGCAUGAUGUCUCAGCCCAUGGAUGAGUUCACCACAGGGGUCCUGGUCUCUCCCUCUCAGGACCAGGAGGAGGCAGUGGAGAAGGCAGAUGAGGAGAUCAACGAAGAUGAUGACAAUGAUGACAAUGAGGAUGAGGAGAGGACGGUGGGCAAUCCGACAUCACUGUUUGAGGAGGCCAAGCCUGCAGGCUUCGGUGGUGCCACCAGUUGGCAUGGGGAUGACCUCUUGUCAGGGAUGGACUCUGAGGAUGUGAGCAGUAUGAGCAGCCGCCUGCAGGGGUCGUCAGAGAUUAGCAGCACCCAGCACACGGGCCUGCUACAGGGUACCCAGAGCUCCGACGCCCUGGUAGACUCCAGCCUCAAGGGCUCCGAGGGAGAAGGGGCCUUCAUGUGCUCCCCCGAUGUGGAGACCCUGGCCAACGAGGAGGAAGAUAAGGAAGAGGACAGGAAAGUGUGCAAGCCGACAUCACUAUUUGACAUGAGUAGCUCUCAGCCCUCUGAGGAGGCAAAGCCUGCAGGCUUCGGUGGUGCCACCAGUUGGCAUGGGGAUGACCUCUUGUCAGGGAUGGACUCUGAGGAUGUGAGCAGUAUGAGCAGCCGCCUGCAGGGGUCGUCAGAUAUUAGCAGCACCCAGCACACGAGCCUGCUGCAGGGUACCCAGAGCUCCGACGCCCUGGUAGACUCCAGCCUCAAGGGCUCCGAAGGAGAAGGGACCUUCAUGUGCUCCCUCGAUGUGGAGACCCUGGCCAUCGAGGAGGAGGAAGAUGAAGAUGAGGAAGAGGAUAGGAAAGUGUGCAAGCCGACAUCACUGUUUGACAUGAGUAGCUCUCAGCCCUCUGAGGAGGCCAAGCCUGCAGGCUUCGGUGGUGCCACCAGUUGGCAUGGGGAUGACCUCUUGUCAGGGAUGGACUCUGAGGAUGUGAGCAGUAUGAGCAGCCGCCUGCAGGGGUCGUCAGAGAUUAGCAGCACCCAACACACGGGCCUGCUACAGGGUACCCAGAGCUCUGACGCCCUGGUAGACUCCAGUCUCAAGGGCUCAGAGGGAGAAGGGGCCUUCAUGUGCUCCCCCGAUGUGGAGACCCUGGCCAUCGAGGAGGAGCGAGUUGAUGUUGAUGAUAUGGACUUGAGCUCAGAGCGGGCAGUGGACCACCGGAAGGUGUGUCAGCAGGAGGAUGAGGAGGAGGAGGAUGAUGAAGAUGUGGAGAUGCCCAGCGAAGGGGUGACGGAGAGUGGACUGGAGAGCUGUGGGAACGCAGACGAGGACGACUACACAGAGGAGGACCGCUUGGAUAACCUCAGCCGUUCUCCCAUCCCACCUUCCUCAGCCUGGGGUCAGACAAACCCCUUCACUGACCCCUGGGCCCAGCCCCACCUCUCCUCCCCCCACACCGCCUCCAGCCCCCUGUCUGACCACGGGGCUGACGGCCCUGAGACGUCCACCCAGUCCUCUGCCCAGGCCUGGUUGGAUCUCAGUGCCCCCUCUCUGAUGCUCCAGUCAGAGCAGCCCUCAGAGCCCCAGUCUGCCCCUGAGGAGAUGGAGAGCUCCGCCCCAGUGGAGGCCUCUGCUCCCCCAGGGCCCCAUGCUGUGGGCAUGUCUCAGUCCAGCACCCUGAGUGGCACGGCCCUGGCCGUCCACAGCAGCAGUGAAACCAGCACUCCCGAGGAGCUCCGUGACUAUGACAGCAGCUCCGGGGUGGAGUCACGCUCUGACAAGCAGCAGACUCCUGUGCCAUCCAAUGUGCAGCCUGACCUGGAGCAGGACUUGGGCAUCCAUCUGGAGCGAGGUGACGAGGAGGAGGAGGCUGAGACGCUCCCUGCUGACGAGGUCCUGGGAGCAGGCCCUCCUACUGCCCCCGCCUCUGCCCCCUCCUCCCCCUCCACCUCGGGAGACGAGGCCAGCGACAUGGAGGGUGAGAUGCAGAUCAACGACCCAGAUGUCCCCGUCACCAUGGAUGACCGUGCUGAGUUCGACAGCCCACCGUCCGCCUGUAUCCUGCCUGCCCUGGAAGAGGAGGUGGUGGAGGUGCUGGCCGGAGAAGGAGAGGAGGACGGGGGUGGCGGCACGCCCCAGUCUGCCAACUCAGUGGCGUCUUACGGCUUUGACUGCACCAUGUCCAACUCCAACGCCCACUCCACUGCCGAGAGCUGCGGUAAGAGCCCCGGCAUCUUCUCCCUAGAGAACGAGGACCAGUUGCCCGAGGAGGCCAAGGACCCCUCCCUCAUCAAGGAGCUGACCCUGCCUGCAGCGGCCGCCCAGUCAGAGGAACUGCUGGGAGGCCCUGUAGACCUGCUGCCCCUGGGCCAGCCUGGGGACCAGCACCACUACAUGCUGGGGGGGAAGAUGGAUGCUGACGACCUGGAGGCCAACAACCUGGAGGACACCCUCCGCCUGGGGCCCCAGCAUGCCGGGGAGGCCAGCGAGGGCCAGCCACCCUACUACUCUGCUAUAUGCGAUAAGACUGAUAGCUUUCUGGCAGGUAACGUAUAAGUCCCUACCCCUGGAAUGCACCUUCUCCCUCGCACCCCUCCCCCCUUGUUGUUCUUAGUUUUUCUCUCGAGGUGGUUUAGAUGGUUUAGAAAAACAAGCAAAUGAUGGUAGGAAACAAAAAAAAGCAAGGGGAACGAAAAAGACUGUAGAUCAGUGAAGCCUCCCUCUUUCAUACUACUAUUAUGGUUAUGAAUGUAUGGCACUACUUUAUGUACAAUAGCUACUAGCUACCAUUUUCUAUUAGAAUGUUCUUUUUAAGUAACACUGCGUAACCCCUGAGGGGGGUAUUGACUGACUGGUCCGUUGGGACAAAGCUCUUAAAAGAAAAGGAGUAAAAGGAGAAUGGACUCGACCUACAUGUGUAUUUAUCCUACUGUUUUUACCAAACAAAUGUCAAUUAUUAUUUUUUUGUACUUGUUUUGUUGGAACCCGGUCCUCCCUCCCCUAUGUACACGCUCCAUUUGAUCCUGCACCGUAGAGAUAACCUACUCUCUUUUUCUACAAGUUUGUCGUUUUGCUUUCAACACCAUUUUAGUAUCGAAUAAAGGCUAGAUAUUUAACAUGGCUUUCCUCCCCUUACAGUUUUCUUAAGGCCCGUAUGAGAGUGUUCGAUUUGAAGUUUGUCUAGUUUUAAUUUGUGCUACAGGAAGUUUGCCUCUCCCUGCAUAGAUUAUCGUGGCAAGUAACGUUGUCAUGUACAGUGUGUUUUGAGGCAUCUGUUUUAAGUGGUCAUGCUUCAUGCCUCUCUUAGUUGAUCAUUUGUGCUUCAGAACCAACUAACAACUAUUUGUGGGAAAAAAACCUGCAUUCCUCUGCAUUUAGAAUGACGCUCACUGAAAACGCUUUUCUCACUGAAACGCUUUUAGUGAUAUUGGAUAUUUCAACUUGCAUGUACUAACAUUGAAAUUGUAUCUGAUUAAACCAUUAUACACUAGGGAUGUUCAUAAAUGAAUGGUUCACGCUAAGUAGGUUUUUCAAAAUUCCAUUAAACAUCAUUGCAAGGCA
This is a messenger RNA of Oncorhynchus mykiss (rainbow trout), 6746 nucleotides long. The record is from RefSeq and is a predicted model, not a curated record. Lineage: Eukaryota; Metazoa; Chordata; Actinopteri; Salmoniformes; Salmonidae.